AUGUCGCUCAUCUCGCCUCCUCCCUGGGUCUUCCCGACCAUUUCGGCCUCGACAUGGCUAGCAAUGCUGCUGGCUAUGCUGGGACACUGGACUAUGAUCGGUGAACCGAGAUAUGGCCUUAUGAAACCUGGCCAGAAUAUACCCUUCAUUUCUGAUAUAGGAGCCCAGGAAUUGAAGCCCUUGUUCAUGAUCGGAUGUAUCACAACAGUAUUACUUCUCAACCUCUCAUUUUACCAAUUCAUCCAAAACAAGGGAUAUGUCAACAAGCUCUGCACACACGCAUCCUUCUUCUUCACAGUGCUGGGAAGCACAGGAUUGAUCCUGCUAUCCGUGUUCGACAAUAUCGACCACCAUUUAACACAUGAUGUAUUCGUGACUAUCUUCAUUGUGGGGUAUCUAAUCAGUGCCGCUCUGAUGUGUCUAGAUUAUGUCCAUCUAGGUAUCUCGCAUGCCCUGCGCGAGCCUAUGAUAUUCACCAGUUUCGUCAUCAAGCUGUCCUUCAUUAUCGUUGAACUCUCCCUCGUUAUCGUCUUCCGUGUCACCGAGGCUAUCCACUAUAACGAGAACAACAUGGCCGCAACCCUUGAAUGGGUCAUCGCCUUCGUGUUCACCGGUUAUAUUCUCUCCUUCAUCGUCGAUCUACUUCCAUCGACUCAAAAACAGCUCCAUGUCGAAAAAGGAUAUGAGCAACUCGAGAUGGCCAUGGCCCACCCAUAA
Molecule: messenger RNA, 717 nt
Organism: Penicillium antarcticum
Lineage: Eukaryota; Fungi; Ascomycota; Eurotiomycetes; Eurotiales; Aspergillaceae
Product: Frag1/DRAM/Sfk1 family protein
Exons: 5
Coding region: 1-717 (238 amino acids)
Cellular component (GO): plasma membrane
Source: RefSeq, a predicted model, not a curated record